CUGUGAACUGGUUUACUAUGCUGCUAUCCUCAUAACAACACAUUCGGAAAUAUUAAGCCUAAUAACAGUAUUUAAGAAAAAGCGGAAAAAAGGCAAGCGUUUGCCUUCGGUUUACUUCAUCUUGUUUACAAGGAUAACUCCAUAUACUACAGGAAAGACAGCCUAAUGACUUGGUCUAGUGGAUGCCAGCGACAUUAUGGAUUUGACUAAAAUGGGUAUGAUCCAACUCCAGAACCCCAGCCACCCCACAGCGCUCCUCCAGAAGGCAAACCAGAUGCGACUGGCAGGGACUCUCUGUGAUGUGGUUAUUCUAGUUGACAGCCAUGAGUUUCAUGCCCAUCGGACAGUGCUAGCUUGUACUAGCAAGAUGUUUGAGAUACUGUUUCACCGCAACAGCCACAAUUACACUUUGGACUUUCUGUCACCAAAGACCUUCCAGCAGAUUCUGGAAUAUGCAUAUACCUCCACACUCCAAGCCAAAGUGGAGGACUUAGAUGAUCUGCUAUAUGCAGCAGAGAUCCUAGAGAUAGAAUAUUUAGAAGAACAAUGCCUGAAGAUUUUGGAAACCAUCCAGGCAUCUGAUGAGAAUGACACAGAAGUCAGCAUGGCGGAAGGAGGAACAGAUGAGGAUGAAGAUCGAAAGGCCAGGUACAUCAAAAGCAUGCUUAUGUCUAAGAAACAUUCCACGGAGGACAGUGGAUACACUAGUGUAAACCAGCAAGGGCUAGCCACAGUUACUAUGGUAGAUCAGAGUCCUUCUGUGUCAACGUCGUUUGGACUUGCCACCAUGAGCCCAACUAAGGCUGCAGUGGACAGUCUCAUGAGUAUUGGGCAGUCACUUCUGCAGAGCUCCCUUCAGCAACCUCCUUCAGAGGAACUGAUUUCUUUAAAUUCACGGCUUCCAAUGGUGUCCGAGAUAAAGACUGAAAUGAUGCAAGUGGAUGACGCGUCUAGUCAAGAGAGUCCUAGAACUGCUGAGUCCAGCUCCUCAUCUGGGGAAAAGAGCUCAGACUCGGACAAAAAUAAAGAUGGUCCUGGAACUCCAACACGCAGCAGUGUCAUCACAAGCGCUCGUGAAUUGCACUAUGUACGCGAAGAAAGUGUUAAUGAUCAACAAGGGGAAGGAGCCACAAUGGGACUGGAUAGUGUGACUUCUUUUAGUGAGAAGCACCUCACAUCUUUAUACUCGGUGCCAGCCAACCAUAAAAAUGAAACUCUACUUGCAGUUCCAGUCUCAAUGGCAUCUGCCUUGCAUUUACAGCCCACUUUAGCGAUGUCAAUGGACUUAAGUGCAUAUGGAGGGCUGUUACCCCAGAGUUUCAUUCAGAGGGAAUUCUUCAACAAGUUGGGGGAACUUGCAUCUGGGAAGAAGCCUGACGCCAAAAGCCAGAAUGAGAGGUGUAAUGUAUGUGGGGCAGAGUUGCCAGACAACGAGGCAGUAGAGCAACACAGGAAGCUGCACAGUGGAAUGAAGACUUAUGGCUGUGAGCUCUGUGGAAAGCGGUUCCUCGACAGUUUACGACUGAGAAUGCAUUUGCUAUCACACUCAGCUGGUGCAAAGGCAUUUGUUUGUGAUCAGUGUGGAGCCCAGUUCUCAAAAGAAGACGCUCUGGAUUCCCACAGACGCACACAUACAGGUUCUGACAUGGCUAUCUUCUGCUUAUUAUGUGGUAAGCGUUUCCAGACUCAGACUGCUUUGCAGCAGCAUAUGGAAGUCCAUGCUGGUGUCCGCAGUUAUAUCUGCAGUGAGUGCAAUCGCACCUUUCCAAGUCACACUGCUUUGAAGCGCCACCUCCGUUCACAUACAGGUGACCACCCAUUUGAAUGCGAGUUCUGUGGGAGCUGUUUUCGGGAUGAAAGCACCCUGAAGGGGCACAAACGGAUUCACACUGGAGAGAAGCCAUAUGAGUGCAAUGGCUGUGGCAAGAAAUUCAGCCUUAAGCACCAACUGGAGACCCACUAUCGUGUUCAUACAGGAGAAAAGCCGUUUGAGUGCAAGCUGUGCCACCAGCGGUCCCGUGACUACUCUGCCAUGAUCAAGCAUCUGCGGACUCACAAUGGAGCAUCUCCUUACCAGUGUACGAUCUGCCUAGAAUACUGCCCAAGCCUGUCUGCCAUGCAGAAGCACAUGAAGAGUCACAAGCCAGAAGAUAUCCCUCCUGACUGGAGAAUAGAGAAGACCUACCUGUAUCUCUGUUAUGUCUGAGUGCAAACACACAAAGGGGAGAUAAAGAGCAAAAUUCUCUAACAGUAAAUGUGAAAGGGCUGGACGAGGGAAUAAAAAAAAGGAAAGCCAGGGGCAGAUCAGUUCAAAGCAGAUGAGUAAGCUUGGUUUAUAGCCAACACUUUCCAUUUUUUGAAGAAGUAUGAACAAACAUUUCAAAAUAGUCAAGAAAUUUAAAACUCCCUAAUCCUCCCAUAUUCAUGCUUUGAGGUAAAUUUAGUAUAGCUGUAAGUCUCCAUUCUGAAAUAUGCAUUAAGUGAUUCAUGAAAGGGCCUCAUCAGUUAAAGCAAAAUGCAUCUCUUCUUGUCUGUAGCACUGAUACCAGUUAGCAUCUUCCUAGCAGAGUUUGCUUAGUUUCUUUCUUGUCAGACUUGCAAGAGGUGCAACUGGGAGCCUUUUUUCCCGUCCAGGGCUUAUUUUGAAUAAAGCUCCAUUUUCAAAGAAACCAAGUUCUGGUUAAAAAAAAGGAAAAGAAAAGGCUUAGUUUUAAAACGCCUUUUGUUUUAAAUGGACUUGUCUCUCUCUAUCUAUUUCUCUAGUCAGAUGUUCAUACAUUUGAGGUGUUUGUUGCUGUUCUGCACUGGUGACAUGGAAACACAGAGCACUUAAAUUCCCCAAAACUUAUGGCUACAGUAUGUGGAAAGUUGGGAACUCUGAAAUGUUCUUUACUAAAAGCAUACAUUUUGCUUCUGUAGGACCUGAAGCUUCAGGUGUAUAAACAAAAUUGUCUGUUUUGUCAAGCGGCCAUUUUUUUAAAGGGCUUAUGUCAAACUGUAUCUUUACAGAAUGAAAAUGUGUUGAUGGAAAGCUCUCCAUUGCUGUUAAAUACCAUUGAUACACCAUACAUCAGGGUGCAGUGACCUGUGGGUGCAGCUUCUUCUAGUUUGGGGAAGUUCUCUUAGAAAAAGAAAUUCAUUACAUGUUUUUUUUUAAAAAAAAAAAAAAAAAGAAGACGUUAUGUCUGCUUUUGUAAAUGGACUUUUUCUUCUUCUGUGUUUAACUGUUGUAUCAGCUGCCUGAAAACUGAACGCACCAGACCGGCUUUGGCUUUCAUUUUGGCCUGUUGUGAUAUAUAUAAAGAUUUUUUUUUCUAUUAAUCUGACCCAUGGGGAGUUUUCAAUUAUCUGGAUUAUUAAAAAAACUGUCCAUAUUCAACAGAAUAUCAUGAAUCAGUAAUAUUUGUAUUCUAAGAAGUGUUCAUGCCAGUUAUAGUAGUGACCAAAAUGUGUGGUGUUAACUGUUAGCCCUUUACAGACUUCAACAAUGUGGUAUUUGGUUUGAUUUUUUUUUUUCUUCAUAAUAAUGCUCUUCAUAUAUCAAAAUAUCAUGCUUGAGCUAUUUAAGCCUGCCCUCACUGGGAGUUUAAAAUAAAAAAACAAGUUAAUUACAA
Molecule: messenger RNA, 3614 nt
Organism: Polypterus senegalus (gray bichir)
Lineage: Eukaryota; Metazoa; Chordata; Cladistia; Polypteriformes; Polypteridae
Gene: zbtb16a
Product: zinc finger and BTB domain containing 16a
Exons: 7
Coding region: 197-2206 (669 amino acids)
Biological process (GO): regulation of transcription by RNA polymerase II
Cellular component (GO): nucleus
Molecular function (GO): DNA-binding transcription factor activity, RNA polymerase II-specific; protein binding; RNA polymerase II cis-regulatory region sequence-specific DNA binding
Source: RefSeq, a predicted model, not a curated record